AUGAAGGUGGCGAAGUUGUUUUGUUUGUGUCCGAAGAGACAGAAACCAAGUUUAAGUUUCUGGCACGAGUCAGAAGAGACGGUGUUGUCGCAAAUGCGAAUGCCUCCUGUGACUAUAGAUUCGGAAAGCGCUUUACAGAAAUUUAAGUAUUUGAAGAAGGAGAAACCUGGAAUAAACCUGUACAUGUCUUUGAGUAAUGUGGAGGACGAGGAGAUGGAUGUACCAUUGAAGGGAAUUCAGAAUAAUAAGGAAGAUAGGAAUAGUGUUUGUCCACAGGAACUUGAUGACAAGACGGUGAUUAGGGCAGUAGAGGAUGCGUUGGUUUGUCACACGACAGUAAAAGAUGGAACGAUUGCGUAG
Molecule: messenger RNA, 360 nt
Organism: Arabis nemorensis
Lineage: Eukaryota; Viridiplantae; Streptophyta; Magnoliopsida; Brassicales; Brassicaceae
Source: the annotation of a GenBank genome assembly